GGAUCUUGUGGUGAUGGAAUCCCACUCCUGAUAUUUAAAUUUUUGGGAGAGGGUUCGCUCGGACGCCCAAGUAGUACUAAUUCGAUUAAAUGGAGGGGCAUGAUUACGAACUGUAAAAUAUGGGGUUUCGAGGAGAGUGAGAGUGGAUCCUACCACUUUAUUGUCUGGACCUAACGUAUGAAAGAAUCCGCACACCAAACGCAUGUGAAAGAAUCUGUACACAAAUGGCAUUUGAAUCUUUUGCCCUUAAAAUUUUCAGGUGAGUCGUCCUCCACCUCCCCCACUGUUCCGAUGCCCAUUCCAACAUACCCAGACCCAUCUUUCGCUUUCACUGAAAGGAAACUAACAUAUGGUGUUUAUUACUUGUACCAUUCCAAAAGACUACGCUACAGAGAUUGGUACCGCACAGAAGGUAUCUAGUAGCUGACCAAUGUAAAAUUGAGAUUAGAUUUCCAAGUAGAUUUACAAGAAAAGUAGGUGUAAACGAAGUCAACCUAAUUUGUUUUGUAAUUUAUUUUCUUAUCUUAGUAGAUUUAGGCAAUUUUCCCAUCGUAUUAAAUUAGUAGUAGACCACUCCACUGGUGUUCAGGGAGGUCAAUUCAGUGAAAAUUCAAUGAAGCUUACCAGCCACCACCAAAUUCAAAAUUGGCGGUCAAGUCCGCCUUUCAAUGAUUUCCUCAAAACCAGUCAGUCUUGCCAGUUGCCUCCAUCUCUCUUCUUCCUCUGCCCAGUUGUUGUGCAUCAAAUCAUGGAUUUUGUAAGCCCCCUGAUGAACAUCUUUGCUAGCUUGAUUCAACCAGUGGCUACAGAGAUAAGAUCUCUGCUAAAUUUGGAAAAAAAGGUUGACAACUUGACAAAACAGACAGAUGAACUGUUAGAUAAAAGAGAAGACUUGAAGGCCGACGUCAACGCAGCCCGAGAUAUGCCGGUAAGACGUGCAAAUCAGUUGAACCGGUGGAUACAGAGGGUGGAAGAAACUGAACGUGAAGUAAAUUCCAUCAAAGAAGAACUCCAAAAUAGAAGAUCAUGUUUUUGGGGUGUGUGUCAUGUCAAUUGUUGUUCAAACUACAAACUCGGGAAGAGAAUUGCAGAGAAGCUGAGUGAUGUGAAGGAAUUGAUCAGCAAUGGAGAAUUUGAAAUCACUAAUGGGUCGCGUCCUAUUCGAGUAAAACCAGUACCUAUCAGGCCAUCGGUGGGUCUCGACGAAAUGCUAAAGAAGGUUAAGCAAUUCCUUACAGAAGAUGAAGUUGGAAUUCUUGGAAUCUAUGGUAUGGGUGGUGUUGGGAAGACAACAAUUUUAAGGAAAGUCAAUAAUGAGUUUCUUGCAAGAACUCAUGACUUCGAUGUGGUGAUUUGGGUUGUGGUGUCCAAUGAUUAUUUUGUGGAGAAGAUACAGAAGGCUAUAGCAGUUAGGCUGGGUUUGCCUUGGGAAGAAACAGAAAGCCAAGAUGAUAGAGCCAUAGAGAUAUUCUCAGUCCUAAGUACAAAGAAGUUCAUCUUAUUGUUAGAUGAUGUAUGGAAAAGAUUGGACCUCGAGAAGAUUGGGAUUCCUCUUCCCGACGAGACUAAUGGAUGUAAGGUCAUAUUCACUACAAGAACCAUUGAUGUAUGCAACGACAUGGAUGCUAGAAGGCAACUAAAAGUGGAGUUCUUGAAUGAAGAUGAAGCUAGAUUACUCUUCCUAGAGAAGCUAGGUAACAAGGAAUUGAUCAAUUCUGCAUCCAUAGGACCUCUUGCUGAGGCUAUUAUCAGAAAAUGUGGUGGAUUACCACUUGCCCUGGUCACAACUGGGAGGGCAAUGGCCAACAAGAAAACAAAGGAAGAAUGGGAGCAUGCGAGGCAAGUGCUUGAGGAUUCACCAUCGGAACUUCGAGGUAUGGAAGAUGUCUUUACUCACUUGAAACUAAGCUAUGAUAAUUUGCGUGAUGAUACCUUGAAAGCAUGUCUGCUUUAUUGUUCCUUAUUCUCAGAUGACUACCCUAUUGAGAAAGAACAGCUCAUAGAGUAUUGGAUUGGGGAAGGGUAUCUGGAUGGAUCUGGUAAAAAAUAUUUCAAUGCCCAUAACAAGGGACAUGCUCUUAUUGGAUCCCUACAGGAUGCGUGUCUGUUGGAAACUGGCGAAGAGAAAACACAGGUAAAGAUGCAUGAUGUCGUCCGUGGUUUUGCCUUGUGGAUAGCAUCUGAAUGUGGGAUGAGACCAUACAAAUUUCUUGUACAGACAAGAGUUGGAUUAACUGAAGCACCUGGUGUUGAGAGAUGGAACGAGGCGGAGAGGAUAUCAUUACUGGAUAAUGAAAUUAACAGAGUGACCCAAGUACCAGAUUGCCCAAAUUUGUUAACCUUGCUGCUCCAGUGGAAUGUUGGUUUGAACAGGAUAUCUGAUGGUUUCUUCAGAUACAUGCCCACUCUCAGGGUCUUGGAUCUAUCAUUCACUAGUCUGAGAGAGAUUCCAGUGGAUAUUGGCAAUUUAGUUGAGCUGCGUCAUCUUGAUUUAUCAGGGACUAAAAUAACAAGAUUGCCCAAAGAGUUAGGAAAUUUGGCAAAGUUAAGGCAUUUGGAUCUGCUACGAACGCAUUACCUCACAACAAUUCCAUCUGAGGCCAUAUCCAGACUUUCCUUACUGCAAGUGUUGAAUCUGUACUAUAGUUAUUCAAAUUGGAAUGCAAAUUCUUCUAAAGACAAGAGAAUUUGUUUUGAGGACUUGGAGCAGUUGAGACACUUGACUAGUCUUGGGAUUACAGUAACCGAAAGUGGCACACUCCAUGGGCUUUCUUGCUCAGAAAGGUUACCAAGAUUCAUACAUUACCUAUAUGUCAAGGAAUGUGAAGGUUUGAUUUGUUUGCCACUGACAUCAACUUCUGGAAAUGCUCAGAAUCUUCGAAGACUUAGUAUAAAUAACUGUUAUGAUUUGGAGGAGUUGGCAAUUGAUGUGGAGAUAGGAGAGAAUUGCCUUCCAAACCUAGAGGUUCUUUCCUUACAUGGCCUUCCCAACUUAACCACUAUAUGGAGGAAUCAGGUGACUGGCAGAUGCCUUCAGAACCUUCGGUCCAUAAACAUCUGGCAUUGUGAUAAAUUGAAAGAUGUUUCAUGGAUGUCGCAACUUCAAUGCGUAGAAGUCAUUUAUAUAUUCUAUUGCAAGGGUGUUGAACAAAUUGUAAGUGGAACUGAACUGGAGGAAUCGACUGCCUUCCCAAGUCUAAGAACCAUAUCCAUACGUGACCUGCCAGAAUUAAAGAGUGUCUACAAACAUGCAUUGGCUUUCCCUUCCUUGGAGACCAUCGCAGUUAUAGGGUGUCCAAAGCUGAAGAAGCUCCCGCUCAAAGGCGGCAAUGCCUUGUCAUUACCUACAAUCUAUGGGAAGGAGGAGUGGUGGUCUGGAUUGGAGUGGGAUGAUGAAGCCCUAAAGUCUUCUUUUGUUCCCCACUUCAUUACUGUUUGAUGUUAUGUUUCAUUAUUCAAGAACUUGCCGAGUGACUCAUGAUUCAUUGAGCUAAGGAACAUUCCAAGGAAGCAAGAUAGUAAGGAACAGGGUGUAGUGUAGUCCGGAGGGGAUGAUCAGGCUCACAAUGUUUUUCUUUACAUCAAGCUAAGAGACCACGAUUUGUUGGGUCGCGAGGCAAGUUUCUUUCUAAGGGGUGUGUGCGUGUGUGGGUAUAUGUAUAUGUAUAUGAGCUUUGGUUUUUUGCAUGGAUCCUCGCGUUCGUCCUUGCUUUUAACCUCUAUGUAGCCGACCCCAUUAAGUUGGGAUAAGGUUCGGUUGUUGUUGUUGUUAAAUUCUGAAAAUUAGCAUCAACUAAUUAUUGGUUGUGAACUAUAGACAUAAAGCAAAGCAAGAGUCAAGCAAAACACACAUCAAGCAUGCA
This is a messenger RNA of Macadamia integrifolia, 3863 nucleotides long. Its product is annotated as disease resistance protein RPS2. Gene Ontology annotation, molecular function: ADP binding; ATP hydrolysis activity; protein binding. Bases 614 to 3439 code for a protein of 941 amino acids. Lineage: Eukaryota; Viridiplantae; Streptophyta; Magnoliopsida; Proteales; Proteaceae. The transcript has 2 exons. The record is from RefSeq and is a predicted model, not a curated record.